Molecule: messenger RNA, 1297 nt
Organism: Triticum urartu
Lineage: Eukaryota; Viridiplantae; Streptophyta; Magnoliopsida; Poales; Poaceae
Product: myb-related protein Hv33
Source: RefSeq, a predicted model, not a curated record
AUUGUCUUUGCCUCUGCGAGCCUUGCUUCGAACCCACUUGAUCGCGGCCUCACCUCACUCGCAGAGCUCAGUUAGCUUGCGGUUCUUGGCACUCACACUUCCCCCAUAUAUACCCACCAGGCGACCAUCGAUCGGGAGGACGCAACCGUCGAUCGCCGUUACUACUAUGCAACCAUCGAUGUUGCCUAGCUUAGCUUGAUCGUCCAAGUAGCUACAAGGCCGGCCAGCUGCUGCGGCAGACGAAUCAAUGGGACAUCCGUCCUCCGGCGGCAUGGGGCAGCCCAAGCUCCGCAAGGGGCUGUGGUCGCCCGUGGAAGACGAGAAGCUCUACAACCACAUCAUCCGGCACGGCGUCGGCUGCUGGAGCUCCGUCCCCAGGCUAGCCGGGCUGCACCGCUGCGGCAAGAGCUGUCGCCUCCGGUGGCUCAACUACCUCCGCCCCGACCUCAGGCGCGGCAGCUUCUCGCAGCAGGAGGAGGACCACAUCGUCGCGCUCCACCAGAUCCUCGGCAACAGGUGGUCGCAGAUCGCGUCGCGCCUGCCGGGCCGGACGGACAACGAGAUCAAGAACUUCUGGAACAGCUGCAUCAAGAAGAAGCUCCGGCAGCAGGGCAUCGACCCGGCCACGCAGAAGCCCAUGGGUGCCAUGGCCACCGCGGCAUUGCCGGACGUCGAAAUGGAAGACCGUAAGGCCCUUUCCACGGUGGUCGACGGCGGCCUCGCUCAGAAGCAGCAGCUGGUGUUUGACCCGUUCCCGGUGUGCGCCGACUACGGCGGCGGCUUCGCCGAGGACCUCAGCGCGGCGAACGCUGCGGCAUUCUACGGGCAGUUCGGCGGCGGCAAGGAGGGCGCGGACGACGACGCCGGGUUCGGCACCGGCGACUACAGCUGUGUCCUGGGCGUGUCAGAGAACCUGGGCUACGGGGAGAGCUCGAGCAACAGCAGCAACUGGAACUACGGCGGCGAGGUUGGAAACGUGCUCGACGGCGAGGUGCUGGACUGGGCAAAGGCGGAGAUGGAGCGGCAACACGACCAACUGCUGGAGCACAAGUUUUCGCUGCCCUGCCCAGAACAGAGCCUGCUCGCAAAUUUCGAAUUCAAUUUGGAACAAUACUUCUGAUUUUUUUGUUUCUUUCUCCCUCCAUUUUUAAGAGAUAAGUGUCACAUCAUAAAUUCGCAAGUUAGUAGGCAAAUUACUUUGCUUCAUCUAGCAGGCCGAACAGUUUACAAGACGGACACAACAUACAAACUUUCACGUGAUUGUAUUUUAUUAGCAACAAUUACACAUAUGUACAUA